Molecule: messenger RNA, 1560 nt
Organism: Drosophila novamexicana
Lineage: Eukaryota; Metazoa; Arthropoda; Insecta; Diptera; Drosophilidae
Product: polycomb protein esc
Exons: 4
Coding region: 145-1425 (426 amino acids)
Biological process (GO): negative regulation of transcription by RNA polymerase II
Cellular component (GO): ESC/E(Z) complex
Molecular function (GO): protein binding; nucleosome binding
Source: RefSeq, a predicted model, not a curated record
CCGAUCGCGUGGUGGCAACGCUGCGCGUGUAUCUUGCCGCCAAAAGUGUGGAAAAACACUUGUGUUGUUGCUCAAAUUGCUUACAAACAAGCUUAAUUGUUUAUUGUCAUUUGGCUGUGUGUACCGAGCGUGUGUUAAAGUGUCAUGAGCAGCGAAAAAGUGAAAAACGACAACGAGCCAGAUGACUCGGCGGACGAUUCGUGCGGCGACGAAUCGGCUAGCUUUACCACAAAUAGCACCACAUCACGAAGCAAAUCGCCGGCCUCCAGCACUCGCAGCAAACGACGCGGCCGGCGCAGCCACAAAUCAAAGACAAAAAGCGGCGCAGCCUACAAAUACGACACACAUGUAAAGGAGAACCACGGCGCCAACAUAUUUGGCGUGUCGUUCAACACGUUGCUGGGCAAGGAUGAACCGCAGGUGUUUGCCACAGCGGGCAGCAAUCGUUGCACCGUUUACGAGUGUCCACGCAAGGGCGGCCUCACGCUGCUGCACUGCUAUGCAGAUCCGGAUCCCGAUGAGGUCUUUUACACCUGCGCCUGGUCAUACGACUUGAAAACGUCUGCGCCGCUGCUUGCCGCCGCUGGCUACCGCGGGGUCAUACGCGUCAUUGACAUUGAGCAGAACGAGGCGGUGGGAAACUAUAUUGGUCAUGGCCAGGCGAUCAACGAACUCAAAUUUCAUCCGCACAAGCUGCAGCUGCUACUCUCCGGUAGCAAGGAUCAUGCCAUACGCUUGUGGAACAUACAGACGCACGUCUGCAUAGCAAUCUUUGGCGGUGUUGAGGGUCACCGGGAUGAGGUGCUUUCCAUUGAUUUCAAUAUGCGCGGCGAUCGCAUUGUCAGCAGCGGCAUGGAUCAUUCACUCAAGCUAUGGUGCCUUAAUACCCAGGAAUUUCAACACAAGAUUGAGCUGUCACAAACGUUUAGCCAAGAGAAAUCGACGCUGCCCUUUCCCACGAUUACUAAGCACUUUCCGGACUUUUCGACGCGUGAUAUACAUCGCAAUUAUGUGGACUGUGUGCAGUGGUUCGGCAAUUUUGUGCUUUCCAAGUCUUGCGAGAAUGCCAUCGUCUGCUGGAAGCCGGGCCAACUGCAUCAGAGCUUUGAGCAGCUAAAGCCCAGUGAUUCCUCCUGCACCAUUAUCGCCGAGUUCGAAUACGAUGAAUGUGAGAUAUGGUUUGUGCGGUUCGGCUUCAAUCCCUGGCAAAAGGUCAUCGCUUUGGGCAAUCAGCAGGGCAAGGUCUAUGUCUGGGAAAUGGAUCCCAGUGAUCCGGAAGGCGCCCACAUGACAACGCUGCAUAAUUUGCGCAGCGUCGCCACCGUGCGUCAGAUUGCCUUUUCGCGGGAUGCCAGCGUGUUGGUCUAUGUGUGCGAUGAUGCGACCGUCUGGCGCUGGAAUCGGCGACAUGCAGCCGCACUUUAGGAACCGCAUUCAUAGCUACAGACACACCACAACCAAAACUCACGUGGCCAAAAUCCAGGCACAACAUGAAUAUUUGUGCCUAGUUCCUAGUAUUUACUUGUUAGUUCUUUCCUCAAAUAAACCAAUUAUCUUAUG